AAAGCACAUUAGUUAAUCAUACUUAAAAUGUGCUCCACAGUGUUAACAAACAUAGAAAUAUCCAUCAUACUCCAUAAAACAAAGUGAAAACAAAUAUUUCAAAAAAAACUUGAUAAAAUGCUGUCUCAGUCCAAUUUUUUGAGGAUAUUAUUAUAUCUACUUUUCCAGUAUCAUAAUAAUAAUUAUUAUUACUAUCAAUCAGUUGAUGCUUCUGUAAACAGUGCUAUUAUUGUGACAUUUGUAAUCGAGGAGAAUGUAGCCAUCGGUUCUGAAGUUGGUAGAAUUCAAUUAGACCCUGAAAUGGAUAAACCAACAAAGGUGAAGAAUACUAAAGACGGAAAAUCUGAUGAAAUAACAUUCACGUUACAAGAUACAUAUUAUUUUGACUUUGAUACGACGUACACCGAUAGAAUAUUGGUGCGUAGAGAGUUGGAUCGUGAUACAGAUCGUAAACUUUGCAGUGAAAGUGGUUGGCCAGAGAUUUGUGCUUGGUCUGGUGUAAUAUUUGUCAGUGAUGGACGCUUGUUAAGUCUACGGAUUGUAAUUCGUGAUGUUAAUGAUAAUAUACCAAAGUGGCCGAGUAAAGAUAGUUCAGAACAACCUGUACUAGAAGUGUGGAUUACAGAGAAUCGUCCAUUCGGUUCAACUUUAGACUUACCGCUUGCUUUUGAUCCAGAUAUUGGUGAAAAUUCUAUAGUUAAAUAUGAGCUAGCUUCAUCCAAUAAUAAUGUAACAUCUACUUUCAAAAUAUCGAAUUCUGCUAGUCCAAAUGGACCUAUUUAUCAUUUAAUUGUUCAAGGAGAACUUGAUCGUGAAACCUUAUCUGUAUAUCAUUUAACAGUAGCAGCGGUAGAUGGUGGUGGUAAUCGUGGCUAUGCAAAACUACUGGUGAAUAUUGCUGAUGAAAAUGAUAACAGUCCAAUUUUUGAACAUUGCAAAAAUUUGUCUAAAUUGGAUUCAGAUGUUUUUACACAACCCUGUGAAAUAGUAAUCAGUGUUGAUGAAGACAUUCCAAUUGGCAGUUUAUUACCAGAACAUCCAGUGGCAAGUGAUGCAGAUGAAGGUGAAUUUGGACAUGUAACUUAUCGAUUCUCAUUAUCUGCAUCUGAUACAGCUAGAAGAGAUUUUAAAAUUGAUCAUGAAACUGGUGCAAUCAUUGUUCGAGGCCCACUUGACUAUGAUACAGGUGGUCAAACACAAUACACUUUUGGAAUUGUCGCUGAGGAUGGUGGAUUACCACCUUUAUCAGCGACUACAAGAAUUAUAGUGAAUAUAAGGGAUAAAAAUGAUAAUGCACCACAGAUAACCAUCACUCCAGCUUUUUUAUAUGAUGAAAAGUAUAAUACAACUGUUGAUACAACAAAAUCUCUUCUACGCCUUAUUGAGAAUACUCCACCUGGUGUAUUGAUUGCUACUAUCACUGCUCAUGAUCCUGAUUCAGAUGAAAAUGGGAAAUUCACAUGUGAACUUGGCCAAACAGAUGAAUUAAAUUUAAUUUAUUUAAGGAAUUUAGGGAAAAUUAGUGUUUAUCAAUUGAGUUCAUUGAGAAUUAUUGAUCGUGAAAUACAACCUGAAUUAAGAGUCACUUUAAAAUGUGAAGAUAAUGGUAUACCAAGUCAAAAAUCCAUUGAAAUAUUAACUAUACGCAUACUGGAUAUGAAUGAUAAUCCACCAAAGUAUACAAAUAAAAGAUUCAGCUUUCAAGUGCCUGAGAAUAAUGAUGUUGGUCUGGUUAUUGGAGAGGUGACUGCAUUGGAUCCUGAUCUUGGACCAAAUGGGGCAUUAAACUACAGUAUUCACUGGCCUCCAGGUCAAGGACCAAAUCCAUUUGAAAUAAAUACCAAAGGUGAACUAAUAACUCGUAUGCCUUUAGACAGAGAAAACCAACCUGAAGGUUAUCAUUUCAUUGUGAAUGCAUACGAUAAUGGUCAACCCUGUUUAUCUGGUUCUACGCAUGUAGAAGUUGCGCUGAUUGACAUAAAUGACUGUCGACCAAUAUUUACACAUAUGAAUUAUCAUUUUUCAAUUGAUGAGGAAUUGAAAGUGAAUUCAACUGAACCAUAUGUAAUUGGUCAAGUUAAAGCAACAGACUGUGAUAUAGGCUUAAACGCACAUUUAGUGUAUUCAAUGGAUCCCACUAGCCAAUCAGCUGACAAUCCAUUCCAGGUAACAGCGGAUGGUUACGUAACUACAACUCAAUCAAUUGAUCGUGAAACACAUCCGGCAUUCUUACUUCAAGUUAUAGCCACUGACUCUCCACAACAAGUGGCAAAAAAGCUAACAGCUACAGCUCAAGUUCAUAUUACCAUCUUGGAUAAUAAUGAUAAUGAACCAGUGUUUCAGAGGCCACCAUUUGACAAUGGAACUGAUCAAGUUGAAAUAUCUUACAAUGAUGUACCAGGACAUUUGGUGACACGAGUUGAAGCAAGCGACAAGGAUGUUGGAGUUAAUGGAAGAGUUAAGUAUUCAUUCACUGGGAAUCAUUCUGUGGAAGAUCUCUUCAAAAUACGACAAAAUAGUGGAGAAAUUUUUCUACAAAGAGAGCUAUCUGUUAAAGAUAUGGGAACUGUAUCUCUUGUCAUUCUAGCCACAGAUAUGGGAAUCAAGCCUAAAACUUCCACGGCUACAAUAUAUGUGAAAAUUUCAGAUAUCCCAUCGAAUGCUUUCAGAUUGAAUAGUUUACGAAAAUCAGAUUCAUUAAAUAAUCUAUCUACUUCAAUAUUCCCCAACUUUAGUGUUGAUGCAAAUAAAUUGAUUAUUAUUUGUAUAAUACUUGUUACAUUUAUCAUAUGCACUGUCCUCAUUUCAGUAAUCUUCACGAUAUCACAUGGAAGAUGUCAGUUGUUUACUAAAACUUCAAAAACAACGAAUCAUUACAAUGAUAAUCCUGUCGGUUAUAAUACAGACUUAGUGGAGAAAUCUCCAUCACAAAUGACUUAUGGUGUAUUAAAUACAAAUAAACCAAUAAACUAUCCAUUUGAUAGUGAAGACAUCAAUUCUUUUGAGCAUAAUACAUCGUAUUUACCAUCAUUUUAUGAUCAAACACUUUCAGUAACAAUGCCUUAUACAUCAUUUCCUGAUACAGGUCUAAGAUUUUAUGAUCCAAUGUUAACCGAUAGUGAACAAUUAGUGCAGAGCCUUCAUGGUGGAGAGAAAAGUAUUCAGCUGCAUACAUCAUCGGCAUCUGUGCUUGACACAGAUCAAAAUGGUCAAAUGAGAAACAAUAUGACAUCUGUUGAACGGACAACAUUUCCAAGUAGAAUAUUCACAAAUUACUGUCCAACUUAUAAAACAACAAAACUUAUCAGCUAUGGUAUGAAUGAUUCUUCUGCACCCAUUAACAAUUUAUCACAAAAUUCUAAUAUACUAGUCAACAAUAAAAAUAAUUUCAGUCAGUCAACAUCAAAAUAUACUGGUUCUACAACACAUGUGUCUAUUACAUUUCCAAGCAACAGUUUGAAUCCAGUUAUUCCAAGAAGAGAUUCACAAACAAAUCUAAUGACAAGUGGAUAUCUGUAUGGUAAUUUUGAGGAUAUGAGUUGAUUGAAACAGUUAAUAAGUUGAAUAAACACACCAUAUCUUGAUGUAACAAUUCAAUCAGAAAGUAGAAAUAGCUUCUUUUCAGUGAAAUCAGUUAAUUUUUUCAUACUUACAUAUUGACAGUAUCCUGACUGUGAUGGAACAUAUCGAAUUCAUGAAUAAAUUUGUCUUAGAUUCUAUUAUUCAAGUAACUUGGUCCGAUAAAAUUCAAGAUUCUCUUAUAUAAUGAAUCAAUAACAGUCAGAACAAAAAUAUGGUUAACAGUCCACUUUCAAUACAUACCUGUUGAUUUACAUUCAUCCGCCAGGUAUACGAAAUAUCUGACUUUCUUGUAUACCAUUGUGAUUGAUAAACACUCUUCGUACACUGACAUGUUGAUUUAAAAGAGACUGUUCAGCAAAAUAUCUCUUUUACUUUUUCUUACACAGCUUUUUCUCUCAAUGAUUUUCUGUAAAUUAUGACCUUUUUUGUUUAGCUUUCAAUUCAUAUUUGUUAGAUAGAAUAAAGCGAAAAUCUG
This is a messenger RNA of Heterobilharzia americana, 4057 nucleotides long. Lineage: Eukaryota; Metazoa; Platyhelminthes; Trematoda; Strigeidida; Schistosomatidae. The record is from the annotation of a GenBank genome assembly.